Molecule: messenger RNA, 3046 nt
Organism: Fundulus heteroclitus (mummichog)
Lineage: Eukaryota; Metazoa; Chordata; Actinopteri; Cyprinodontiformes; Fundulidae
Product: inactive all-trans-retinol 13,14-reductase
Exons: 11
Coding region: 310-2148 (612 amino acids)
Source: RefSeq, a predicted model, not a curated record
CUGACACGUUUUAUCAAAAAGUGAGCAAAACUAGGGGAAAACGUGAUGAAGAAAACAAAGCGAGACAUUAUUUCAUGCUGCCGUCUGCGCCGUGGUUAUCCAAGGUCUGUGUAUGCUCUGCUAUUACAAGAAAAGUGGGUCUUUCAUUGCUUUAUCUUUACUGCUUUUUGUAACCCAGAUAGUGUCUCAUAUCAGUCCCCGGACCUUUGGCUCCGGCACAGCAGCACAAUAAAAGGAGCCUUCAGAGAGAUCUGUUGUGCAGACUAAUCAGCUGAAGCUGCGAGGUUUUUCCUGCGUUUUGCCCAAAAAAUGUGGCUCCUGAUUCUUUUAGUCUGGUUAGUCGUAUGGGCCGGCGGCACCUACUGGUACCUGUUCGGGAAGCCCAGUCCUUUCUCCCUGGAGUCUGUGAGACCGCCCGGACCCCGCGAGUUUGACCAGAAGAAGAGAGACAAAGUCAUCAAACAAGGUUUCAGUGUCGACAAAGUGCCCCAGAACCUGGAUGCCAUUGUAAUCGGAAGCGGGAUUGGUGGACUGACAGCGGGGGCCACGCUUGCCAAAGCAGGAAAGAAAGUUCUGGUCCUGGAGCAGCAUGACCAGGCCGGAGGAUGCUGCCACACUUAUGUAGAGAAAGGCUUUGAGUUUGACGUUGGUCUUCAUUACAUCGGUCAGGUCCAUGAAAACAGUCUGCUUCGAAUUGCUUUCGACCAGAUCACCGAGGGCCAGCUCGAGUUUCAGGAGCUACAGCCGCAUUUCGACACCGUCCAGAUUGGCCUCGGAGAUGAGAAGAGGGAGUACACGAUUUUCUCCGGGAAACACGAGAUGAAAGCCCACCUGAUGAAGCAAUUUCCCGACGACACAGAGGCUAUUGAGACAUUCUUCAAAAUCAUGAAGGUCUCGGCUAAAAAGACCCACUACCUGGCAACCAUGAAGCUGAUUCCUCAGUGGGUCUCCUUAUUCCUGCUGAAGUCAGGCAUCGCAGAUCUCGUCUCUCCAGUCUUUCGCCUCUCUGGCACGCCUGCAACUGAUUUCCUGAACACCCUGACCAAUAACAAGGACCUCCAAGUUGUCUUUUCUUACUUUUUCUAUGGUGUGCCUCCGAAGGAAUCCAGCAUUCUGAUCAACGCCCUCCUCAUCCAUCACUACAAACGAGGCGCCUACUACCCUAAAGGGGGAGCCAGCGAGAUCGCCUUUCACAUCAUCCGAACCAUCCAGAAAUAUGGAGGGAACUGUCUGGUCAGAGCCCCCGUCUCUCAGAUCCUGGUUGAUAAGCAGGGAGCGGCCUACGGCGUGAAGGUGAAGAAGGGCCAGGAGGAAGUGGAGGUCCACGCACCUGUGGUGGUCUCAAACUGCGGCGUCUUUACCACCUUCCAGAAACUCCUACCGCCUGAGAUUCAGGUCAAACAUGGUAUUCAGGAAAGACUGAACAUGAUGAAACACGGCAGAGGAUCGUUCUUGAUCUUUUCCGGCUUUGACGGAACUGCGGAGGAAUUGGGUCUUGUUUCUACAAACUUCUGGCUCUUCAAGGACAAUGACAUGGAUAAGUCGAUGGAGGACUUUUUUGCAAUGAACAAAGAGGAGGCACCUGAUAACAUCCCUAUGAUGUUCAUCACGAUACCGUCAGCAAAAGAUCCUGAAGCCAACACGCGUCAUCCAGGAAAAUCUUGCAUGACGAUACUGACCAUGGUCAAGUACGAAUGGUUUGAAGAGUGGAAGGAUACUUCCGUGCGCAAAAGAGGUGAUGGAUACUACAACUACAAAAUGAGAUUUGCAAAGAACCUCUUUGACUGGGCCUGCACCGUAUUCCCUAAAAUCAAAGAAAAGCUCGUUUUCCAAGAUGUGGCGACUCCUCUGACCAACGUGCAUUACCUGGGAGCUCAGCGUGGAGCCAUGUACUCCGCCGAGCACAACGUGGAGCGAUUCUAUGCUGAGACCGUAGCCAGGAACAGAUGCAGCACUCCUGUAAAAAAUCUCUACAUCUCAGGCCAAGAUGUGUUCAGCUGUGGGAUUGCAGGCGCUCUGCACGGCGGACUCCUCUGCGCCUCCACGGUGUUGGAUCACAUCGUCUACAUCGACCUACUCCUCCUCAAAAAGAAGCUGAAGGGGAAGAAGGCCAGAGAGCUGGCCCAGGAGGCCAAGAAGAAACUGUGAGGAGAAUGCUGCUCACUGCCUCCCCCGCAGGACGAUAAAGAAAGUGCAAAACCUUGGUGCAGCAAGACUUAGCAAAGCAUCCACGCAGCUACAAUCCAAUAGGCUGGUGUCAUUUCUCAUUUGUAUUGUUUGUUUAAUGUGUUGAAUUAUUAUUAUUGUUAUUAUAUAAAAGUUCUCCGUUUCUUUAGUUUAGGUGUACAAUUAUUAAGAUAAUAACUCUGAAAUGAAGGAGCCUGAAUGUUUAAUUAGAUUUUGUGCAUAAUUCUUUAUUCGUAUCUAGACCUUGGGCUGGUGUUAAUGGGGAUAAGCCCCCCGUGAACUUUUUAUCUCAGACAUUUUGAAGCAGGAUCCUGUGAGAGGUGACGACCAGCAAAUACUGAAAUGUUUUGCCUGCAAAAGGCAACUCUUAGCAUCUUAACUUUUAUUAAACGGAGGCUAAGUUUCCAGUUAGUCGGCACAACAGGGGCCAAACCAGUUUUGUUUCCUGUCAUAAAAUAACAGCAACAGUAAAAAAGCAGUCAGGCUUGGACGAGACUAUUUACAUAGAAUGGGUUAUUUUUUAAUAAACGGUAACAGCGUUCCCAUGUCUUUGAGAGUAACCACAGGCAGAGUAAAAACCAUCAAACUAUUGCAUAAACUAUUUGCAUAAACAAAAUUAUUUAAAUUUUUUCUUUUACCUACUUAGCCCCGGCGUUCUCCCCGAAUUAACAACUGAUAAACAUGGUAGUGGUAGUGUGAUGAUAGGGGCCUGCUUUGCCACUUCAGGACCAGGAUGACUUACUGUGAUUAGUGGCACCAUACAUUAUGCUCUCUACCAGGAAAUCUUAAAGGAGAACUUUGGGUCCUCAGUUUGUGACUUUAAGCUUUUUUUGGGUCAUACAGCGGGACAAUAGUUUGU